This is a messenger RNA of Anastrepha obliqua, 2049 nucleotides long. RefSeq lists its product as uncharacterized. Lineage: Eukaryota; Metazoa; Arthropoda; Insecta; Diptera; Tephritidae. The transcript is spliced from 3 exons. The record is from RefSeq and is a predicted model, not a curated record. The coding region runs from base 405 to 704 and encodes 99 amino acids.
UGCAAUCAACUUUGUCAAACACAUCCAUUAUCCUCCAAAAAUACAAACGAAGUGGGCUGCAUCACAUUCUUCCGCUCACCCAAAAGGGCUGUUAUAAAAGCGAAUGCAGAAAAGAAUCAAUGCAAACGAUUAUGCAUAGGAAUAAAAUAGUAUAAACCAUCGCCCUCUUCAUUACAAUUGAACGCGUCAGACCCAUAAGGAAUUUCAUUCGAAAUAUAUUUAUUAGAAAGUCAAUUUACCGGCAAGCAAGUUGCAAGUGCAUCAAAAGUAACGAAGUUCUUGGUUAACUGGGGGCGUGAAGGUUAUAUCCAAUUUUUAUUUACUGCUGCCAAACGCCAAAACAAAAGCAAACACCGCUGUCGGAAGGGUAAUAUCAUAGACGAAAGGAGUUUUUGGCAGCAAAAAUGACGCCUUUCGACGAUUUUGCUUAUCUGAUUAAUCAUGUACUGCUGGGAGACGAGCCGACGAUUGAGGAUUUCAUUCUACUGGUGGGCACGCUGGUGGCGUUUAUAGCGUUUAUACUUUGGUGUUGCUUUCCCAUACAACCGAAGGAUGCAACCAAUCAUCGGCAAUUCUCCUGCAAAUCCAUACAAAAUUCACUCGAAUCCGCACAGGUGCACAGCAGCUAUAGCAAAAGUGGCCCCUUGACGCAUAAUGAAUACACGAUGAAGAAUGGCGGACACGCCUAUCAUUGUUGUACUUAAUAAACCAGCAUAUAAAUGCAUACAAUAUAAGUAAUUGGGAAAUGAAAGAAAGUAAUAAAUUUCAAUUUAAGCAGUCGUAUACGUCGAAAAGUAAAAGUUUUGCUAUAAAAUGAAACGCUAAAGCAAAUCGCAAUAUAAAUCGCAAGCAUAGAGCGGCUCAACUGCACAAAAAAGGCAAUGAAUAACAAAGAUUGGAUCAGCUAAAAAAAAAAAAAAGAACGAAAGGACUAUUAUAUAAGCAUAUUUAUUAUCACUAGUGAUACUUUUAAUUUAAAAGUGAAAGCUUUCAAAGAUAUAUUUGCCUAUACAAUUAAAUUUAUUUAUUUAUUUAUUUAGUAUUAGUAGUAGUACGAAAACCAACAUAAAAUGUAUUGAGCUGUAAUCUAGGCGAACACAAGGCUGCGCUUUGCUGCUAAAGCGCCGUUCAUUAUUUAAAAUGAACGUUAAAUAAAAUGAAGAAUAUUUGAUUAUAACUUUUUUAAUAAUUUUAAUGCAAUUGAAAAUGUGUGUAAAUAAAAUUUUCGAAUAGUAAUUAAAGUAUGCAUUAAAGACUAAAUAAAACACACAUACAACCAUGUAUACAUGUAAGUGCAUCCAUACACACAUAUACACAUAUAAGUAUGUAUGUGCACAAAACCAAAUGAAAGACGAUUGAAAAUGAAAUAUGAGUAUUUGUAGGAAAUGACGAGCGCUGAAGGUGCUAUUUGUUUUUUGUUUAUUUUUUUGUUUUAGUUUUUUUGGUUAUAUUUGAAAAUUGUUAAUUAAAAUUAAUAAACUAAAAAUGUAUUAAAUGAAAUGUUAAUUUUGAUUUGUUUUUAGUUGAAAAAAAAAGUAUAUCAUAAUUGUUUUUAAAUUGAAAGGUUCCAUAUCCUUUUAUUUCGAUCCAUUUAUUUUGUUCCUAAUGUCAUAUUUAGCGAAAAAAAUGUAUUGCUAGCACCAUAUAAGUGAUAGCCCCAUUGCUUGUGUAUUUUGGGGAAGACUGAAGCAUUAGUUGUUUUUGAAAUUUUUUUAUUAUACAUGUACAUAUACAUACAUACAUAAUUUCGAACACUUUGUAAAUAGCUGCAAAUUCUCUUAGUCUGAACGUAGCUUGAAAGCAAGUUUUCUCUUAUUUAUUUUGCAUUGACUUGCCUGUUUAAGGUAUUGCCUUUUCGUUAUUUCAGCCAUUUGUAGCUUUAAGAAAUUUAUUAGAUAAAAAAUUAGGAAACCAAGUUUUUUAAAUUUAAAGUAAAAUAUGAAAAUGCUGAAAGUUUUUGCUAACAAAUAUUGAAAUCGGAAAAAAUAUAUUUUAUGAAUUGACACUUUCAAAGUGUUAUUCCAAAAAAAUAAAAUAAAAUAAAUUGGG